Messenger RNA from Caenorhabditis remanei, 1635 nucleotides. RefSeq lists its product as uncharacterized. The record is from RefSeq and is a predicted model, not a curated record. NCBI's taxonomy places the organism in Eukaryota, Metazoa, Nematoda, Chromadorea, Rhabditida, Rhabditidae. Gene Ontology annotation, cellular component: PRC1 complex. Gene Ontology annotation, molecular function: metal ion binding. The transcript is spliced from 3 exons. Gene Ontology annotation, biological process: regulation of transcription by RNA polymerase II. Bases 1 to 1635 code for a protein of 544 amino acids.
AUGCCUCGUAAAAGACCUGCUCCUCCCGAAUCAGCCAACACAUCACGCUCUCGGGUAACUAGGAGGUCUACAACAACAAAUGCACCGCCGGUUAAAAGAAAACCAACACCAGAACCAGAAUCUGACCCCGACUCGGAUGAAGAUUACGAAGCAUCUACAUCUCAAGCGAAAAAGGGAAAACGUGGAGCAACAACAUUAAAUCGUGGUAAAAGUAAAACGAAAAGAGCUUCCCUUCAAGCGAAAAAGGAAGUGGUGGAAGAAGAAAUAGAAGACGAAGAAGCUGCUGAAGAGAAUCCAGUUAGCUCCAGAGAACCCACACCUGAACCCCCAGUAUCAUCGAAAAAACAACAAAAACCGUCUACCAAGAAGAGAAAGAAGAAAGAAACACCACCAGACACGCCACCAUCCUCUCCUAGUCCUUCACCAUCUCGUUCUCCGUCGCCUGCUUCAGUUGUUGUAAAAUCAGAACCUGCCCCAAAAAAAGGCCGUAAGCCCGGCGCAGGUAAAGUUAAAAAAGGAGCGACAGAUUCGCCGGCAACAAAAAAUGUUCCACCAAGAAGAAAAAAACAAGUUGUCGAGGAAGAAGAAGAAAGUCCAGAAGAGAAAAAAUUUCGAGAACGUGCAGAAAGAAGAGCCAGAAGAAUUGAAGAAGCAAAAAGUCGACCAAAAUUAACUAAUGAAGAAAAAUUGGCAAAAAUUGCAAAGAAAAAAGAAAGAAAAGAACGAAGAAGAGUACGAGAAAAGGAAGAAUCAAUGAGAUUAAAAUACGGUCAAAGAAAGAUUAAAGCUGAAGCAAGUAAAUGGAAUUUCGGGCCAAUAUCUUCGAUUAAUCAACGGAGAAGAGAAGAAAUGAUGGCAUAUUUCCCCAAAGCAAACUUUUCUUCUGAUAAUGGAGUGCCAAAAGUGACGAACAACUUUCGUAGAGCCACUGUGAAAUAUGAAAUGGAGGUUCUGAAUCCGUUUAUCACUUGUUCGAUUUGUGAUGGUUACAUCGUAGAUGCAACAACAAUUAUCGACUGCAUGCACACUUUCUGCAAAAGUUGCCUUCUGAAAUAUUUCGACGCUGAUAACAAAACAUGUCCAACAUGCGGAACAUUCAUUCAUGGAUCUCAUCCAACUCACUACGUCACGUAUGACAGAGCAUUUAAUGAUCUCGUUAAUCAAUUCGUGCCAAAAUUAGAAGACAAAGAAUUAGAAGCAAGAAAGAAAUUUCUAAGAGAUUGUCGGGAAGCUAUUGGAAUAGACACUGCCGCAGAAGAUCGAGAAAGAGCUGAGAGAUUGGAAAAAGAACGAGUAACUGGAACAAAUAGAUGUUACCCAUUAGAAAGGCCUCGAUUUUCACAUCAUCGUGAUGAUUGCCAAGUGACUGUAAAUCUUCUCCCCGGAACCCCAAAUUUACCGCUUAUUACUCGUCCUUUUAUUCGAUGUAGUGAAAUGACCACUAUGAAUACAUUGAAGAAAUACAUCUCUCUGCAAAUAUGGGAUGACCAAAGUAGGUAUGGAGAUUUGGACAUUUUCUGUGAUGGUCAGCUCAUGGGUAAAGACUUCUCAAUUCGUUUCGUCUGGAUGAUGAAACGUCGCGGGCAGCCCAAAUCAGAACCACUAAUAGUUCGAUAUCACAUGACCAGAACUUGA